GCAUGCACCGUGACAUGUUGACAUUAAAACCCAGUCAACCGGACCGAAUGUGCCCUUCGCCUACUCCACAAAAAGUAGAGAAAUUUAUGUCCAAGGACAUACACGGCCGCCCUAUAUUCAGUGCUAGGUUCGAUGUCCGGCAGUUUGAGCCUCAAGAAAUCGAAGUCCGAAUAGCGGAACAUAAAUUAAAGGUCCAUGCCAAGCACGAAAAGAAAGAUGGCGACUCGACAGAAGUCAUUGAGUACAGUCGUAAAGUUAGCUUGCCGCCUAAAAUUGACUUGAAAAGCAUGAACUGCGUUUUAUCUUCGGACGGCUACUUGACCACAGAAGCGCUAGUAGCACCACCUAAUUACAUCAACUUUGAUGAAGAAUUUCCUUCUAUAGCAAACAGCAGUCCAACACGAUUACUGAAUAUCAACAUGCUGCAUCCUGAAAGAACAUCUCCUCGUUUACCAAGGAGGGAUUACGAAAGUAUCAACCAGAAAUUCAGAACCGAAGUCGACGUAUCAGAUUUCCAACCGGAAGACGUUAAAAUUACUACUCAAAACCAAAAGAUAAUAAUCAAAGCCAAACGUGAAGAGAAAGUGGGAGGUCGAACAACUUCAAAAGAAUUCAACAAGGAAAUUGCUAUUCCAAUACCAAGGAAUCCAGAAAAAAUUAAAGCAUUUUUUUCAGCUAGUGGUAAGCUCAUUCUUGAAGAAUCGUAAAAAAAAAUAUUUAAAAAAAAAACUCUCAAAUCAUUAUCUGAAUUAUCUGAAAAAAAACGUGAAAUUAAAUCAUUUUCUGUAAUAUUCUGAUAGAAAUUCGUUUGAUAUUUUAUUACGUCUCUUUAUGUCCUGAAUUCAAAUUCCUCCAGAGUUCAUUGUGCUUUCAUUUUUACCAGGGUCGAUAAAAUAAAGUACCAGUCAAGUACUGGCAUUAUUAUGAAUAACAAUAA
Messenger RNA from Octopus sinensis (East Asian common octopus), 937 nucleotides. RefSeq names its product major egg antigen. The transcript has 2 exons. The record is from RefSeq and is a predicted model, not a curated record. NCBI's taxonomy places the organism in Eukaryota, Metazoa, Mollusca, Cephalopoda, Octopoda, Octopodidae. The coding region runs from base 3 to 707 and encodes 234 amino acids. Gene Ontology annotation, biological process: protein refolding; response to heat. Gene Ontology annotation, molecular function: protein folding chaperone.